CGGCGUCGCGACUCGACCGUAAACAAUCGCUGGCUAGUCCGCGGCCGGCCCCCGCCCCGCUCGCACGCGCCACCUUGAAACACCUGCCCGCGCCAACUGUCAGGUGCAGUGUUUUUGAAUUAAGAAUCCUGCCGAUCGAUCGCACCCGGCUUUGGAACAGGAAUCGUUCGUAUUUUGUUUUGUGCCAGUGUUUUGUGUCGUACCGUCUGAGAAGUGGCCGAAUUGGUUUUGUACCGUUGGUUUCUCUUUCUUCUUUUCAGAGCGAGCAACAACAUGUGUUUUUUUCUUACCAGUUUUUACUAAAAAGGUGUAAGUGGCCAGUGCUAACGCAGUGUUUUAAUCCUCUGUGGACGACGCAAAGAGGUUUCAUACUGAAGUGACGUUUACAGUGACAGUUGUGCAGUGACGUUUAGAAAUGAGGUGAUAGUGUUACAAGCCGGAACAUGUAUCGGCCGAACUUCUACGAGAGCACCUGUUUUAGGUGCAACGAGAUAGUGUACCAGGUUGACCGGGUGGGUCCACUGAAGGACUUCACCUUCUUCCACAGUGGCUGCUUCAAAUGCGCUGUUUGCGGCACUAAAUUGACUUUAAAGACAUACUACAACAACCAGCACUGGACGGAAGACAAGGAAGUGUACUGCUCGAGCCACGUGCCCAAGAUCGGGCCCGGCCACCUGGACAACUCCUCCGUGGGCAUACGGAGCGCCCUCAACGUGCCCAAGAGCAACAACUACGUCAACGAACAGAUCAGGGGUCACCUGAGGAACAGCCAUGAGGUCGAGCUGUCGCCAACACGCCAGAGCAACGGCAGCGCGGCCCCGUCGCCAGCCCGCGACGUGUCGCGCGACGCCGCCGACUUCGCGUACGGGCGGUUCGACGCCAGCGCACUGCACAUCGCGCAUGCGCUGAAGCAGACCGAGCUGCAGAAGGCCUACCACCGGCCUAAGGAGAAACCUAUUGAUUGUUAUUUGGACAGAGAUGAGCAAACCAAACUGGAAAUGAAACACAGGCAGGAGGAGGACGACUUGUACAGAAAAUUCUCAAAACACCGCGAGGAAGAGAACAGAAGAAUACGAGAAGAAAUACAGGACGAAUGGGAGCGCGAGCUCGAGCGCCUGACCAACAGGUUCCAACAAGAGAUGCAGGUGAAGAAGCGACGGCCGGAGUCGGAGCUGGGCGCCCUGACGCUGCGGCACCAGCAGGAGCGGGCCGACCUGGAGAAGAACAUGACGCUGAGGAGGGACAAGAAGAAGGAGAGUCUGACCAGGAAGAUGCUGGAGCAUGAGAGGGCGGCAACAGCGGCACUAGUCGAGAAGCAGAGCCACGAGAUGAUGGAGCUGAUCCAGGAGCGAAGGUCGGAGUACAUGGCCGGAUCGUCACUCUACGUGGACGGAGAGGAAGCCCCUCCCUACCCCGCGCGCGCCCCCGCGCCGCAGCCCCCGCUGGUCUCCAAGUUCCAGAUCUACACUGAUCCGACGGAGUUCGCUGAAGUCGAUAAGAUCGCUAUUUCGGUAGCGCAAGAAGACCAAAAAACGUUCACGGACCUAGUCCGACAACUAGUCGGCCGGUGCGCCACCGACGUAGAGAAGGCGAGGACGAUCUUCCGAUGGAUCACAGUGAAGAACCUCAACAACAUACAGUUCGAUGACAACCUGAGGGGAGACUCGCCGUUAGGACUCUUGAGAGGCAUCAAACACGGCACUGAGAGUUACCAUGUGCUUUUCAAGAGAUUGUGCAGUUACGCGGGUCUCCACUGCGUGGUCAUCAAGGGCUACAGCAAGUCGGCGGGCUACCAGCCCGGGGUGAGGUUCGAAGACAACCGGUUCAGAAACUCCUGGAACGCAGUGUUCGUGGCCGGCGCGUGGCGCUUCGUGCAGUGCAACUGGGGCGCCAGACAUCUGGUGAAUGCUAAGGAUGCUCCCAAACCAGGGAAUCGGGGGAAGAGCGAUAGUUUAAGAUACGAAUACGACGACCACUACUUCCUGACCGACCCUCGGGAGUUCAUCUACGAGUUCUUCCCGCUGCAGUCCGACUGGCAGCUGCUGAAGACGCCCAUCACGCUUCCAGACUUCGAGGAGUUGCCAUUCGUCCGCUCCCUGUUCUUCCGAUACGGACUGUACUUCAGUGACCCUAACACUAAAGCGGUCAUGUAUACCGACUCGACUGGUGCGGCGACUAUGCGCAUAGCCAUGCCGGCACACAUGCAGAGCUCGCUCAUCUUCCACUACAACCUCAAGUUCUACGACACGGAGGGCGACGGCUUCGACGGCGUCAGCCUCAAGCGGUUUGUGAUGCAGUCAGUAGUAGGCAACGUGGUGUCGUUCCGGGUCCACGCUCCCUGCAGCGGCGCCUUCCUGCUCGACAUCUUCGCGAACGCGGUGACGCCCCGCGAGUACCUCACCGGCGAGCCCAUGAAGUUCAAAAGUGUUUGCAAGUUUAAGAUUUGCUGUGCAGAGCUCCAGACAGUGAUGGUGCCACUUCCAGACUGCGCGAGCGGCGAGUGGGGACCCACUAAGGCCACUCGCCUCUUUGGACUCGUGCCCAUCACUCAUCAGGAGGCGCUGGUGUUCGCGGGGCGCGAGCUCGAGAUCCAGUUCCGAAUGUCGCGGCCGCUCGCCGACUUCAUGGCCACACUGCACAAGAACGGGGUCGAAGAGAAGAGACUCUCCAAAUACGUGCAGCAAAACGUGUCUGAUGAUAUUGUCACGUUCUAUAUCACGUUCCCGGAGGAAGGUCAAUACGGUCUCGAUAUCUACACUCGUGAAAGAGGAGGCCCUACGGCGAUACACCAAAACGGAUCCACCGAGAAAGAGAAGCAUCUUCUAACCCACUGCUGCAAAUAUCUUAUCAACAGUAGCAAGAGAAAUUGAGGUUUAUUCGAACAGAUUUAGAGUUGCAUUUAAUUGGCGAGAUGCUCCGAAAAUGUAUGUUGUAUGAUAAUAUUGGGAUUAAGAUAUAUUAUGGAUUGGCAAUUAACGCGAAAGAUACAAAAGUAACACCUUUUGGUGGAGAUGGUAAAUAAGUUUGAUAAAUAUAUGAAGAUUGACUAACAAGCACAGAAUAUGUAACUGCUUGUUUGGACUGGUUUAAAUGUCGUUACGACGCACAACGAAGAAUAUACAAGUCUAGAAGGACAAUUUAAUGUGUUGUUAGAAUGUUUAUAAACAUUAUAAUAUAUUU
Molecule: messenger RNA, 3180 nt
Organism: Plutella xylostella (diamondback moth)
Lineage: Eukaryota; Metazoa; Arthropoda; Insecta; Lepidoptera; Plutellidae
Gene: Hil
Product: peptidase hillarin
Source: RefSeq, a predicted model, not a curated record